ACAAAUAUGGAUGAAGUGCCUAGUAACAGUACUGAAAGUGAGAUAGUGAUUGGGGCAGUGCCAACAGAAACAACAGUAAUACCGGUACAUACCACGAAGACAGUUACUGAACCAGUGACAACAUUGACAGUAUCUGCUGGUGAAGAUAGAAUAUUACAGUUACCAGAAGAAGAUAGUGUUAGUCUUAUUGCGUAUGUCAUACCAGAACCAUCAAAUACCACGCAUUACAAAUAUGAGUGGUCUGUAGUGAGUAAACCACAGGGUAGUACUGGUGGUGAAAUCGAAUACAAACACUCAAAGAAAGUCAACUUACUGAAGUUGACUGCCGGAAAGUAUGUAUUUAAAGUAUCUGUAAGUGGUGAUCACAGUUAUGGUGAGACCCGUGUUAAUGUUACUGUUAACCCACCGCUGAGAAUCAACACACCACCAGUAGCUGUUAUAUUUCCCAAAACACAGGAUGUCACAUUGCCAAAUAAUCAGGCUGUGCUGGACGGAUCAAAGAGUCAUGACGAUGAUAAGAUUGUGAGUUAUCAUUGGGAAGAGAUUAAAGGACCAUUAAGUGGGGAGAAAAUACUUGGUGAUGAAGCAUUGUUGACUAUGACAGAUUUAAUUCCUGGUACAUACAUCUUGAAAUUAACUGUUGUAGAUUCCGAUGGUGCUAUUGAUGCUACAACUGCAAAUGUCUCAGUCACUGAAGCAACUGAUUAUCCUCCGGUAGCCAAUGCAGGCACUACCCAAGCUAUUAAAUUACCAACGGACUCUGUUGUAUUGAAUGGUUCUCUGAGUACUGAUGAUAAAGGCAUUGUUGCAUAUGAAUGGUCUAAAUCAAGCGGUGGUGUAGCUGAUAUGCAGGGAAGUUCUAAGAGCAUACUACAUCUCUCUGGUCUUGAGCAAGGUGUAUAUACUUUUACAUUGAAGGUAACUGAUUCAGCAGGUCAGUCUUCAACUGCUAGUGUCAUGGUUAUUGUACAACCAGAGAAUAAUUUUCCUCCUGUCGCUGAUGCUGGUCCAGACAAAGAAAUCAGUUUACCUAAUGAUGACACUACAUUAGAUGGAAGUAAAAGUCAUGAUGAUAACGGAAUUACAUCGUAUAAAUGGAAGAAGAUUAGUGGCCCUGGGGAUGUGAUUAUUAAAGAUAGUGACACAAUAGUAGCUACAGUAUCCAACUUAGUAGAAGGAACGUAUGUAUUUGAGUUGACAGUUACUGAUGGAGAAGGAUCAACAAAUUCAGAUCAAGUCACUGUUAUUGUGAAACAAGAAAUUGAUCAACCUCCUGUGGCAGAUGCUGGUGAGGACAUGGUUAUAGAAUUACCACAGAAGUAUGUAGCAAUAGAUGGCAGUAAAUCUCACGAUGACUUCUCUAUAACAUCGUAUCAGUGGUUGAGAGAUCCUAAAAGUCCAGCUGCAGGGGAAAUUAUGAGGGAUUCCAAUCAUGAAGCCAUUUUAAGACUAACCAAUCUGGUAGUUGGGAUGUAUAAAUUCUCGUUGCGAGUUACUGAUGCCAAAGGUCAGCAUGCUACUGAUUACAUGACACUAGAAGUGAAAGAAGGUAAGAUCAAAGAUACCUUAGUGAGGCAGCUGUCAGUACUACUUGGUGUAAUGGAUCCAGAUAUUGUUGUACAGUCUGUCAGGGAGUCGCCACUUGGAGGAGUGGUGAUUCAAUUUUAUAUUCUAAAUGCAGAUGGCAAACGAGUGCUGAAAGGAAUCACAAUGGUGAAUAAGCUGAAAUCCAAAUUAAGCAAAGAAUCACAGGUGUUAGAUUAUAAUGUUAUGCUUGUGGACACUGUUGUUUGUCAGAAUGAUUGUUCAGGUCAUGGUCAUUGUAACGUGGAGACGAAACAGUGCAUAUGUGAGAGUUUUUGGAUGGAAAACUACUUUAAAAUUUAUCUUGGAGAUGGCGAAUCAAAUUGUGAAUGGAGUAUCUUGUAUGUUGUAAUUAUUGGAUCUCUAGUAGUGGUCACCAUAGGCGGUAUUAUAUGGGCAAUAUAUUGUUGUAUCAAACGGCGAAGAAUGAUGCGUGGAAGAAAACGACACAGAUACACACUACUUGACGAGUAUGAUGGGAGAGAAGCCGUUGAAAUGUUACCAAAAUCAAGUAAUGGUAAACAAAACAGCAGUAUAAUGAUUUCUGAAACCGAUUCCGAAGAAGAGACUCUGUACGAAGGCAAAAAAACUAAUGGAUACAAGCCUAGAUCAAAACCACUAAAUGGUAUAAUAGGAAGGCAACAUAAAAGAAAAGACAAAAAAUCAUUAAAACCAUUACUUCAACCACAGAAAAAAACAGAAGAUAUCGAUGAUUUCUUAUAGAGAGAACAUUUUAUGAAGCUCUACUUUGCAAAAAUAAUACAACUCAGCACUGGGGGUGUAUAUAUUUAUAACUGAGUUAAAUAUUAAAAUACCGGGGAUAUUCAGAAUAUACAGUUUAUGCUGGCAGCUCAUUGUGCUCUCUUUUUUAAAAACUUGAAAUCUGAAAGUAGAUUCAUAGCAGUUGCAAGAAUGUAUAAAAAGGGGUGUGUAUUCAGGCCACAUGGACAGUGCGAUAAGGAACUUAAAUGUAACAAACAAUUACAAGAGAGCUUCAUGUCGUGGUGUGCUUUUCUGCAUCAUUUUCUGUUUUGUGAACUGAAAUAUAGAAUAUGUUAGUCUUUUAUAGAUUUAAAUUAAUGAUGGUGUUGUUGUCAAGGCAACAGGAUGAUAUAGUUGGUCAUUUUACAGGAGUUUAGCCAAUCCAAGUAUUAUAGUUAUUACAUUUAACUUGUAUUGAUUUUACUAUGCAAACACAAUUGCACUCUCGCCUGUAGAUUGACAAGAAACCGGUGAUUGAUAUUGAAAGCAACCUUCGCUGUGUGUUAACACAAUAGAUACCUACACUGCCCCCCAAAUAAGUAUAAAAUUAUUGUGCAACUCAUUGACCUAAUUUUUUGGUUACUUAUUAGUUUUGCUGUAGUUUUAUUCAAAAUUCGUACACUGAUGCCUGGUAUUGAUUAUGUAAUAGGAAUCGCUACUAUUAGUUUACAUAAUAUUUAAAAUAAGGGCCAAAUGGGCUUGGAUGGCCAGACAGUAUUAAUGCAUGUAAUUGAGGUCUGCCAUAGAGGGCGCUCUCAAAUUUUCCUUUUGAACAAUGCGCAAUUGAUAAGCUCUCUGCUAAUGAAUGUCAUGCAGCAUAAUACAGUGAAUAGCAUCGGUUGUAUGUUUGUAAAUUCGUUUCUCCAAUGUUUUAA
Saccoglossus kowalevskii is the source of this 3221-nucleotide messenger RNA. RefSeq names its product dyslexia-associated protein KIAA0319-like. The record is from RefSeq and is a predicted model, not a curated record. Lineage: Eukaryota; Metazoa; Hemichordata; Enteropneusta; Harrimaniidae. Gene Ontology annotation, biological process: neuron migration. Gene Ontology annotation, cellular component: membrane; cytoplasmic vesicle.